Nycticebus coucang (slow loris) is the source of this 6089-nucleotide messenger RNA. It is a transcript of the gene RGS8, whose product is annotated as regulator of G protein signaling 8. The transcript has 8 exons. The coding region runs from base 721 to 1263 and encodes 180 amino acids. NCBI's taxonomy places the organism in Eukaryota, Metazoa, Chordata, Mammalia, Primates, Lorisidae. The record is from RefSeq and is a predicted model, not a curated record.
CUGAAUUCUGGAGAGCCACGGGCCCCUGGGAGGCAGCCGCCAGCGAUCCGAGCUGCUAGCGGGAGUCGCACAGGCAGUGCCAUCCUGCUGGAGCCUGCAGUCCUCCCCCGGCUCUGUGUGGCAGUGCGCAUCAUCUGUCAGAGUGCCCCCUCCCCUCCCUCUGCUUCCCCACCCCCUCCUCCGCUGCUCGGGCUGCUUGCUUGCUCUUCUCCCUUUCAUGAGAUGCAGAGCCUGGAGAGGAGGAGAGCCAGCGGGAGCAGGGUGCUGCAGACGCUGUGCUAGGGCACCAGGUGAGCUGGGCACCUUCUGCCACCCUCUCCCAGGUACCGGGAGAAGUGGCUGACUUUCAUUCAGGGCUUCACCGACCCAUGCCCAGCUGGGGCCCGUGCCAGCCACACUUGCCCAGCUGCGCUGCCCACCGCCAGACAGGUGAUGCUGACGCUGCUGGUCUGGGGACCACACUUGGAGAACCACUGUACUAGGGCAAACAGACAGAGAGUCUUCCCUCUGGAACUGAAGCAGGCAGUGUGAAGAUCCAUGUGGAGCUCCAUAGCCCGCAGCCUCUCUGAUCAUCUAGUUGGCAAAGACCCGCAGGCCAUGAGGACUGGCCAAAGACAGUGACAGGACGAGGAAGGGUAGAUCCCUGAGCCCCGCAGUCUUAUUUCCUGCCCUGACGUCCCUGCAAACCAGCCCAAGUGUUAACCAUAAGCGGAUGCCUGUAUGGCUGCCUUACUGAUGCCACGCAGGAACAAAGGGAUGAGGACUCGACUGGGAUGCCUGUCUCACAAGUCAGACUCGUGUAGUGAUUUCACAGCUAUUCUUCCCGACAAACCCAACCGUGCUCUCAAGAGACUAUCCACAGAAGAAGCUACGAGGUGGGCAGACUCCUUUGACGUGCUUCUCUCCCACAAGUAUGGGGUGGCUGCCUUCCGCGCCUUCCUGAAGACGGAGUUCAGCGAGGAGAACCUGGAGUUCUGGUUGGCCUGUGAGGAGUUUAAGAAAACCAGGUCAACUGCAAAACUGGUCUCCAAGGCCCAUAGGAUCUUUGAGGAGUUUGUGGAUGUGCAGGCCCCGCGGGAGGUGAACAUCGACUUUCAGACCCGAGAAGCCACAAGGAAGAACAUGCAGGAGCCAUCCCUGACUUGCUUUGACCAAGCCCAGGGAAAAGUACAUAGCCUCAUGGAAAAAGACUCUUACCCCAGGUUCCUGAGGUCCAAAAUGUACUUAGAUUUGCUGUCCCAAAGCCAGAGGAGGCUCAGUUAGACCUCAGAUGAGGACUCUUGGAAAUCACUGGCUUUCCCCUCCCCUUGCUGCCAAGACCAUACUCUAAUGUGAAAUGUUGUAGGUGUUCAAAAGUGGUGGUAUUCAAGGUGGGAGGCUAGGGGUGAGGAGAGGAGAGAGGGCCACUCCAAAGUAUGGCUCAGCUGCCGGAACUCGGACUCUAUUUCCUGUACCCACGUCUGUGUUUUGGUUAGUGGUAGCACCUUGCAGCUCUUACCUUUCUCUGGGUCAGCAACUUGCCCUUCAUAAUGCCUUGGGCCAUCUCCGCUGAGAAGGCAGAUUCGCUGUGCUAGGCUAAUCUGUAAAUAAUGCAAAUGCAAUUUGCACACCCACCACACCCUCCUCAGUUAGGAUUCCUAACUCUCCCCUUGUCUUAUACUCCUUGAAGGAACAGCUGGAAGACAGGCUCACAUUUGUGAUUUGCUGUCCUAGUGUAAUGGCCAUUCCCAUGUGCUAGGACCUCACAGCUUAGGAGAGAGGCUUCUGUGGAAGGUUUCUAGUGCUGUCACUGACUGGUGGUGUCGGGGAGAGAGGAUGGACUCCAUGGAGCGGGCUGUUUCUCCCAUUCCCGUUGGACCAGUGUGAAAAGCUGUGCCCAUCUUAGCCUAGGAAGUUGACAAGAUUUCGCUACCCUUACAUUUCCAGCAAGGGUCUUAGGAGCUGUCCUUCAUGACUUCUGAAGUAGAGCUGCCAUUAAGAAAGACACAGCUUUGCAAACCUUCAUCAGUUCUACUUUUCCAGAAAUCAAAUGACCAGGGAAUGUAGCACCAGGAGACUUUUGUGCAGUGGGGCCCUGUAUAACCUAUCUGUUGCUCAACGUCUUCUCCACCCUCGCCUCGCUGUGGCAUCACACGCCAUUGCUCUAUGAUAGACAGCUCGGCACAAGGAGGUGAAAUCCCCAUAGCAUGGACAGCUCUCACGGUGCCUAACACUUUCCCUGCCCCUCCACCUCCCCCCUUCCAUGCAGGUCAUGUAAUUAUAAUCGGAGGGGGGAUGGGAAUUUGGGCUGAAACUCUCGUUCCAGCUGGCUUCCUGGGAACGUGCUUUCUUAGAAAGGUCCCUCUCUUGGCUCUCACAAAGCAGCUUCCUUCUCCAUCAUUGACCUUUUGGGAUUGAGCAUGAAAUAGGAAGCAUGGCUAAGAAGAUCACUGUGAACAUUUGGCUGUGGAGAACAUUCCUAAAAUACUUUCAUGGUACUCUGGGGCUGCUCUUGGAAAUGUGUUAGACAACUUUUCCUUGGAGGAUAAGUGAGCUUCCUGGAACCUACUCUUGCUACCCAGGAAGAAGCUGAAUUUUGCACAGGAGCAAUGCCAAGGUGAUGAAUCCCCAGAAUAGAGACCAGAAAGUGGAAGAAAGGCCUAGAAGAGGCCAGUGUCCAGGUGGACUGAAUCACAGAGAAAGUGGUGGGGGUAUUAUUGGGAUGAUUCAUGGCCAAUGGAUCUGGAUUCGUUGCAGAUCUACAAAAACUUCCACUUGAUUCUUUGAAACAGCACAUGAGCUCUGAAGUGCAGGUGAUUGGAAACUGGGUUGAAGCACUCUCCUAUGUGCGGUGAUGGACCUUUAAGAUUACACUGGUGUUCCAGUGCUUGCAUUCCUUUCCAGUAACUUUAGAAUCUCUUCCUUCCUUGGCUACAGCUAGAAAAGGCCAAGAAGGCCCUUGAUACCUCCUCUUAGUGUCAGGGGUCGCUGUCCUGCCACGGCCCAUUGAUCCCCGUGAGUGAGGCUUGGCAUGACCGUGUGAACGUCAAGGCGGGGGAGGAACACCUGCCCCCCUGCCCUCACACGGAGGACACCUGUGGUUUUUCACCCUAAAACUCCCAAGCCUCAAAUGGUGUUCCUAGUUAGAUCAGGUAGUAUCCCCCCACCCUGGUUAAAAAACAAAACAAAACGAAAAACCAUUUUUAGCUAAGGCUGCCAGAAUUAAUUUAAUGAUUAAAUUCUCUAACAGGGUAUUUUAAACAUUGUUUACAUACAAAAUGUGCAUCUGCUGCCAACUCUACUGUGGCUGUGAGGUGUGUAUAAGGUGGAAGCGCACAAAGCCGUGGAGCUGUGCGACCUUCUGAGAGGGGCCUUUUCACCACUUCCACUCUCCCAAGGAGAAGCGUCUGAACAAGAGUGUUGUGUGGUGGACUCCUUCGGGGCCUGGAGUUCUGGCCAACUACUGGCAAAACAAAGGCUGCAGAUGGUGGUGUCAUGGCGCCCUGGCGACUUCUUCCCCCGACGGGGAGGUGUGAAGGACCAAGCUUGGGUAUCCUGAGUUCUGCAGCUAAGCGAGGGUGUGUGGGCGCGUGUCCGUGUGUAGAUGAACGUGAUGGCUAAAUUUAUGGUACUCUUGUGGAGCGGCUCUCUGUGUCUGUGCGUGUGUGACAGCUGUGAGCGUUAGACUAGAACUCCGCAGACACCAUCUUCCCCUGGGGUGGAGCUUUCCUCACCCCCUUUAUGCCCUGCUUCCCACAAGAGGCACAGAGCUCUCUGCUCUGAUGCCUACUUUUAGGCACUUUGGUCACGCCAGCCCAGAUUUUGGUCUGUGAUAAAACAAAGAGAAAUGUUUACAACAUCUAGAGCAAUAUCAAAGUAUACCUCAUCCCGACCUUCCAUGUCUCCUGGUCCUGCCCUCACUCCCAUCUCCUCUUCCACAAGCCCGCACCCACCUCACUAGGUCAGCAUCCACACGUGCCACUUCCAUCCGCUGUCUUCCUCUGCUGCCUGUGCAGGGCUUGUGCUGUGGACUGCCUUGUGGACAUGAGAUUGCUGUGGUCCUGGGGCCUGUGCAGGCUCAUGGCAAGCCAGGGCAGUAGUUUGGGAAGAGCUAUGUCUUUCAGAACUGCUCUUCAUCCCCGAGCAGCCUUUGGAGUGCUAACCUGUUUGGGCUGGUGUGAGAUUCACUGUUCCUCUUGGCUUGGCAAACAAAAUAGAACAAAGUCAGCAUGAACCAUUUGCAGCCUUGGGCACCUCUGGGGUGAGAAAGAAUCCUCUGAGCCGGGAGCCUGUUGUAAGUGUGAAUUUCCAGGUUCCACACCCAGAGAUGCUCAUCUGAUAGGCCUGGGAAGGGGACCAGAAAUCUGUAUUUUGAAUAAACUCCUAGAUGGGUAGUGAGUAGUGUGUGGACUUUGAUAAAAGUUGGUUUAAGACAGUGACUCUCAACCCUGACUUCUCAUUAGCACCAUCAGGGGAAUUUAAAAAACCCAAAUGUCCAGGUCUUACCCUAAAACGGCUACAUCAGAAGCUCUUUGUUAGGGACCUGGUAUCUGUAGUUUUUAAAGCUCUGCAGGCGAUUCCAUCAUGCAGAUGGGCUUAGGAAACACAGGGUGAGACGGGAGGAUCACAGCUGUGAGGGCCAAGCAGGCUAGAGCACAUCCAGCUGCAAACAAGCACAGUAACUAGGAGCCCACUAGCCCUGGAGUGGGACUCUCAGGAUGCUGCCUCUCUCUUCUCAGUCUGACUAGCUCCUCUGAGAUAAAAGCCUCUGGGCCAGAGCUAUGUGUGUUGUUUGACAGCAGGUAUGCUGAGGGGUCCUUGAUCACGAGAUGCUCUGCUAUGCUUUCUGAGUCUUGUUGCUCUAAGCCUGCCUCCCUGUCAGUUUUCAUGUGUUCUUGUGUUUGGCCAUUUGUCGUUAGGCUGUGUUGUGGAUGCCUCUGUACCCAAGGCCAUGCAACAAGGUAGUUGGAACUCAGGUGGUGAGUGAAGAGUGUUAAGAGUAGUAACAUAACAAUUUCCAAAUUUCACAGUGGAGGGCGUCACAUCCUGGGGAUAUCAAGAGUUCUGUGGUCUUUCUCAGGCCACAGUGUGGUUUUGGCCUCUGCUUCAAGCCCUGACCAUUCCCUCUCUGGUCCCAGGCUGGGUGGGCUGCUGGGAAGUUCCUAGUUGAUUUUACUCUCCGGUGCUCUCCCCAGAACUCGCUGCUCUGAAUAAACCAAAGCUGUGAAAGGGCCUUCUGUGCUGGCUGCUGGCCCAGCGCAGGGUAUAGGCCCUGGGCUCUUCUCCUGGCAGGGCCGACUGUCUGCCUGUGUGGGUGGAGAAGCUGGCUCUGGUGUAAGGGAAGGUGCGAACCUGCUAUGCUGAGAGCUGGGGGAGGGUGGGCACAGGGAAAGCUGGAGAGGACAGAGUGGGCAUGAGAUACCAGCCACUAAGGUGGUAUCUGGUUCUCUAAGGCCCAGAGGGGAAGGGGGAAAGUGGCCCAUGCAGAGGCCGGAGGUCUCCCCUAGGCAAGAGUGCCCGGAGCUCUCCUGACCCUCUCUGUGCCCAUUUUCAAGCGAGUCUGAGGAAUUAGUUUUCCACCCCCAGCUGUCCUUCAAUCUGCAUUCCUCUGGGUUGGAAUCACCCCAGAGGUGGCAAGGAUGCUCCUGGCACUAAGAGCCUGUGCCUCUGUGUCACUUGGCAUGAGAUUGUGGAGGAAGAAGCCAAGAGCAGAGAUGUCUUCCUGUCCCAGUGGCCUCUUAGGACUCCCCAAGAUGCUGCGGACUGAGAUGGGAGACUUUAGGAUGGGCCAUGGGCCUUCUAGGUUGGGGUCCGGUCCUCUCAAUAAACUGGUCCUUUUUUGAUUCUUAUUCCCUUUUGCUCCUCCGGCUCCCUUCCCUCUGCCAGGUGUGGAAAAGGUGGCUGGGCUCGGCACACGCUCCAAUCCUGGUAGCAUUAGCUGAGUCACGCGGUGAGCACAACAGAUCUGUAGCAGAUCAUCUGCCGUAUAAACCACUUGGCUGAUGGGAGUCCUCAUUGAGUUGUUUCAUUACCGUGCAAAGUGGAAUAAUGUCAUUCACCUUUACUCUAAACAAGGCUGUGAGAACAUAAUAAACAGAACCUGAACAAGC